AUGGCAGAGCCAUCGCGACAACCGCAGAAGCGAAAGCCGAAGAUGGCUCUGACGCCGCUUGCGAAGCUCUUGCGACGGAACCCGUUGGGCCUCUGGCUCGGCCGUCGGCGCGCAGCAAAAGAAGCUAGAGAGUACAUGCUGUCGAACCGUCAUGCUCAUAUCCAGAUUCUCGAAGACAGUAUUGCGGCCGAGGUGAUUUCAACGAUGAAGGAUUCGCUCUGGUACAGACACCAGAUGAAGUGCGGCUGCUGGGACGAGUCGGUCAUGUCCUUUGUCGAUCGUAUGAAGAGCCACGUCCGCUUACACCUCCACUUCAAGCACGGCAUCAGGCAAGAGUUCGCCCGCCCGCCUGUGUCGAUCGCUCAUUUUGUCUCCAUCGUCGGCCUUGCGCUGAACCCCGCCGCUACUGCGCGCAUCGCAUCGAGUAUCGUGGGGUUUGAUGCCGUAGCCGGUGUUUCCUGCGCUAAAGGGUUCCUGGGGCAGCGUACGGUUGGGGAUUGGCUGAAUGUUAUCAUCGGUCGACUGUUCUGGGCGAAUCCGCUGGUUUCGCCCAAGCCAAGUUCCAAACGUCAAAUUCCUGACGAGGAUGAGUUUGGAGACAGAACAAUAGAAAAGGUCCACCUGAGAGGUAGCACGAUCAUAGAAGCCUGGGCGAACGAUCCUCGAAUGCGCAAUCUGAGCGGCUGGCACGGCCUGAAGGCCAUGGACGAGCUGGUGGGCGCCCGCGAUCCUGCUUUGCCGCCGACCUGGACGCCAGCAACGCCAGGCCUGCAAUGCGUGUACCAUGGUACCGCGCACCACUACAACUAUAAGGAAGAUAGUUGGCCGGACUCCUUCAUAAAUGCCAACUUUACCGCUCUCUCUGCCCGGCAACUAGGGAGGGCAAACCAACUGGCGCCGAUACAGGUUCCCCAGGUGUCCACCGUGUUUAGUCCCCUGAGGGCGUUCCUUUGGGCUGCCUUUGAGGAUCAAAUUUGUCUUUUGACUUCCUCAGAUAAGCUUGCGUCUCCGCGACGAGGAUGGAGAUGCGGUGGGGACGAGUACUCGGGUAUCGUUCUAUUCAGAUUCAGUAACGUGGAGCCGGUCCCGGCGGAUCUGCGCAGUUACAUCAUCCCCGACGGCCAAGAAAAUGCAUGGGGAGAGCGAUCAUAUUCGCUUGCCCCCGUCAACAUUGACGAGAAACUAGCCUGGUACCAUUACCGCGAUCUGCACGAGCAGCUGAGCGAAGGAGGAGAGUGGCCGGAUGUUGUCCACGGACUGGAGUAUGGUCAAUCGACUGUUGGGGUUUCUUCUUGCCAAAUUAAUACGUGGCGAACCUGUUGGAGAGGCGGAAAGGCGGAGGAGUACCUCAAUGCGCGACACAUUUCCACCUUCGCCAUCACGUUGGAUCUCAUAGGGGCUAAGCAUAUUGAUGAUUCAGUUUCCUCGACUGAUGAUGAUACAAUCGGUCAACCAGGGAAUGCGUAA
This is a messenger RNA of Colletotrichum truncatum, 1467 nucleotides long. NCBI's taxonomy places the organism in Eukaryota, Fungi, Ascomycota, Sordariomycetes, Glomerellales, Glomerellaceae. The record is from RefSeq and is a predicted model, not a curated record.